CUUCAUGCCAACGCCAGGCCCUGCCAUGUGUGCGUCUGUGCGUGUGUGUCCUGGGUGGAUGCCAGUCCCUGCCCAGCCUUGGACCAGGUUACCACUUAGAAGGGCAGAUCUACUAUGACCUUGUGAGUUUCUAAGAGAAAUCCGGAAUCUGAAGCGUCUGCUGAGAUGCCCGUCAGGGUGGACGACGUCAUGAAGCUGCUCUGCUCCAUUUCCCAGGAGAGCAAGAUGAAGGCUGCUGUCAAGCAUUCUGGGAUGGGCGCUCUGGUCACAGGGACUGUGGCCUUCCUUGGUGGUUUGGUCGGUGGCCCACCGGGACUAGCUGUUGGGGGCGCCAUGGGGGGCCUCCUCAGUGCCUGGAUGACGAGCGGGCAGUUUAAGCCAAUUCCUCAGGUCCUCAUGGAGCUGCCCCCUGCCAAGCAGCAGAAGCUCUUUAACGAAGCCUUGGCCAUUGUGCGGAACUUGAACUGGACCGACGCCGUGCAGCUGACCACGCUGGUCAUGGGCAGUGAGACCUUGAAGCAGCAGCUGCUGGCCAUGCUGGUGAACUAUAUCACCAAGGAGCUGCGAGCCGAGAUUUGCUAUGACGACUAGGCCUCCCGCCGGGGAAGUGGGUGCCUCUGACUGACUGGGGGCUGCUGGGCAGGCAGGGCAGCCCGGAAGGUCCCCCCCACAAGAAGGCUGCACGUCACCCACAUAUCGCCGUACACUGGAGCCGAAGGUGCUGCUGCAGAGGCUGGUGCUGGGCUGCGUCACUGUGACUCUUUCCCAGGAAGAUGUGUGGCCCGGCAACCUGGGGAGCUGCAGAAACAAGGGCAGACUCUCGCAGGACGCAUGGCCACUCUCCGAACCCUCUCUCAAUCUCCCAGGAUCCUGGAGAAGUCAGCUUGCACCGUGCCUUGCUGACCCCACUUCCCACUCCUCCUCAUCUCCCGAAGGGGGCCCUGUUGCAGGAUCGGACCGGCUUCUGGUUUGCAGGGUCUCAGAGCCAGCCCUUGCUAGAGCCCUGUCAGCUCCUGAGUGUGCACCACCCCGCCAGUGACUGGAAUGGUCUGGUGGGAGGAAGCUGAGCCACAAAAGCCACACAACGUGGCCCUCGUCCCGCUGGCUACAGGCCUAGCCCCUCCCAGGCAGGGGGUCUUGCCUUCCCCCUCUCAAAAGUCAUGGAAGUUCUUUUAUUAUUGUUAUUCUGGCUCUUUUUGUUCUCUAGUCUUAGGUUAAAUAUCACGUCAAAUAUUUCUUACCCCUGACACACACGGUCCCGUCAUAUUGCCCAGGUUGGCCCCGCACUCCUGGGCUUAGGUGAUCAGUUGCUGUGUGUGGCUGAAACUACAGGCUUGCACCAGGGUGCCCAGCUUCACCUCAAAACUGUGCAGGGCUUGCCUUGAACUCAAGCAAUCCUGCCUCAGCCUCCGUGUGCUGGGAUUAUAAAGCGUGUGUCACCAUGCCUGGCUCCUGCCACUUUAUCUAAAGAAAGCCUUUCUGUUGUUCUCUGUCCCAGCUCUGUUUUGUCAGAAGACAGAUCAUGACUCAACUUAUUUGUGUCAAAGGUAAAAUUACAACAAAGUAAAAGAUCUUAACUGAACUGGCUACACUGGAAUAUUUCUCUGGUCCCAGGUACUUGGGAGGCUGAGGCAGGAGAUUCACCUGAGCCCAGGAGUUCAGGACUAAGCGUAGGAAGCACAGUGCAACCGUUUCAAGAAAAGAGAGUCAGAGACAGAGGCAGACAGAUCUAAUUUGGAUUUUAUUCACACUUACAGAAUCAGGCAACACCUUAUUCUGUAAAAUAGAAUGAGUGUUUGGAAGAGCCAAGUAGAAGAAAUAAAUAGAGAAAGCUAAGGGAAAUCAGAAACAGAACAUUGUUUGAAAUUGGCCUUGCUUGUACAGGCUAAAGCUAAGGAAAGUGCCUUGUCACCCCAGCCAAAGGUGGCUUAUUUGGGGACAUGGCUGUAUGACUUUUCUCUCUCUCUCUCUCUCUUUCUCUCUCCCUCCCUCCCCAAGAUCUCGCUGUGUUGUAGUUCAGUCUGGGCUUUGAAUUUACUAUGUAGCCCAGGCUGGCCUCAAGCUCAUGGCAAUCCUCCUGCCUCAGCCUCCCAAGUGCUGGGAUUACAACUAUUCACCACCACACCUGGCAGCUGUUGCCUCUUAUUAUCCUGAUUUCUCCAAAAGAACAUCAGUGAUUCCAUUCUGGUUUGGGCCAUUGGGUUUGGUUCAUGAGCUCAGUCCAGGGCAAAUACUUCACACACAUUUAAUUUAACCUUUCUUGCUUGCCUCUUUUUCUCCUGUUUCUAUUAGAAAUAUUAUGUCAAGGAGGAUAGGAUUUAGGGGUCUCCUCUCUCUGCAGCCUAGCACCAUAUCCAUCGUGUGGUAAACAAUGUCUUUGAAACACUAUAUAAACUCCUCCAGUGAGGAAACAUCCUCCUAUGUUUCGAAAACAAGGAAGCCAAGGGUCGAGUUUCUAACUUCUCUGAAGUCACUGAGACUAACUGAAGAUGCCAAAAUUUGGCUCUGUACCAUGCCAGAGCCCUCUCUCGUGCACCUUACAGAAGCUUUCCAGUUUUCAGGAACUGGUAGUUCUUCAGUUAGAAUUUAAGAGAAACAUUUUCAGUAAGAAGUCUUGCUCUUUCUGAAGUGGUGGUGAGGCAGGAGAUGGGCAAACUGUCUGGGAAAGUGGGCUUAACCUGUCAAUUUCAAAGUUCCAGGAGCAGCAGGCCCAGAAUAGCUCGGCACAAGGAACCAAUCAGAGAGUGCUGUCUUCAGUUCUCCCAAGAACCCAAGCAGGUUUCUGAUAGGCCAACCUGGACCUGACCUCAGCCUGAGGAGUGGGAGGUACAAAAGGUGGCGGCCAUUUUCCUCAUGGCGUCUGUGCUCUCUCACAGUGGUCCACCCUCAUGCUGUAGAGUAUACUUCUUUUCCUACUUUUACUUCACCCAAACUCAUUCUGCAAAGCAUAUUUCUUUCCUUUUCCUAUACAUUUUAAUAAAUGUGAAACUUUGCUACCUUUUGUGCUUGUCUUGACCAAUUCUUUGUUCAGGACAGAAAGAACCUAGAAACCACCUCUAAAAGGAAACUUCAGCACCCCCCUAACCCAGUAAGAGUGGGAUCCUAAACCACCAUAAGGAGUGUUUCUACCCUGUUAUAGUUUAUAUCUAGAUGUCUCCCAACAGCCUCAGACACUCAUAGGUGAGGAUUUGGGGAUCUGGGGAGGUGGUUGGAUUAUGGUGGAUCAUGGGAGCUUAUAGCUGGCCUGCUGUUAGGAGGUGGGCCUGAUGGGGGAGGGACGUCGCUGGGGGUGUGACCAGGAAGGGUAUCUCUCCCUCCCUGGCUCCUCCUUUCUCUCUUUCCUGGCUGCCAUGAUGUGAGUAGC
Molecule: messenger RNA, 3364 nt
Organism: Fukomys damarensis (Damara mole-rat)
Lineage: Eukaryota; Metazoa; Chordata; Mammalia; Rodentia; Bathyergidae
Gene: CUNH19orf12
Product: chromosome unknown C19orf12 homolog
Exons: 3
Coding region: 166-591 (141 amino acids)
Source: RefSeq, a predicted model, not a curated record